UUUUCAUUUUCCACAAAGGAUAAGAAAGAGAAAAUGAACAAAAUCUCGGCUGCUUAGGAAAAAACCUUAUAACUUAAGUAAAACUAGUAUGUUUAUUAAUUUUACAAUCUCAUUUAACCAGUAAAAAGUGCAAUAAAAAAACCUCUACCAAAAGCCCCUACAAUGGAUUUCCCACAACAAAUCGAAGUUUAUUCCAUCCAAUUCCCAUACAAAUAGAUUAGUGGCACACCCAAAAUUAAAAAAACACUUGUCGAAACUCCCAUGACAUAUGAUGUAGUGAUGGAAUCUCUUUUCGAACGUAAAAACACAAAACCCGACAACACAUUGUCGUCAUCAGCAGCAGUAUCUUCACUCAUUACAUCGGCUGAUUUGAAAAUGUCAUCAAGUUUGGGUAGUAAUUUGGAGGAUACUACACCAAGUGACUCUGGAGUUCAGACCUUGGACUCCGAGUCAAGUAGUGAACUUAUGAUAGAUUCAAUAACCUCACAAACUGGUUUUGAUUUUGAAGAUUUGAAACCUCUAGUUGAGUCUGAGUUGCAUUCCAAUCAAUUGCCAGAUCUUGUGCCGAAUCAGCUUAAGGCUGGACAAAUUAUACGAAGCGAUUUGGAAAACUCAAAUGUGUCAGUUUUAAAUGGCGACGAUGUAAUGACAACAAGUAACUGCUCUACAUUUGACGGAGAAAAUAUAGUAUAUCGUCGAAGAAUCAGAAAGCCUCAUGCAACAACAAAGACACCCAAAAAGAGAGUGUCAUUCCACGAAGAUAUCUUAAAGAAUACACGCACGGAUAAUAUCCACAUUGAGCACGGCUUUGUUACAUACAAAAACGGCCGGAAAGCUGCUGCAGCCACUUCGAUGGCAGGUCGUUACUCAUGGUGCUCCGAAGGCGAUGCUGGUGGCUCUGAACUUUGCAAUCAGGAACCUGAUGAUCCUGAUCGUCGAGUUGUUUACCGAAAUGCUUGUUCAGAUGUACUCGAUUAUGGCAACUCGGAUAUUUACGAAAACAAUGACAGCAAUUACUUGAAGUAUGAUAACUCGGGUGUGUUUGAGUACCAUCCUCAACAUGCCCAAAAACAAAAGCAAACCGAACAAGCCGCCAGUUCCGGCAAGAACGAUGCAAAACUUUAUAAAUGCUCAUGCUCAAGUUCCAAUUCCAGUUUGGAUUCUGAUGAAAUGGAUAAAAACUCUAACAGCAGAUCCAAUUAUGCUCAAGCAAAGUCCAACUCUUGUGACUGCAUCGGCAUGAAUCACACAAAUAACAAUUUUAUCAAUGACAAUUGCUAUUUCUCUGAACCGAACAUUGACAACUUGAACGAAGGCAAAUCCGUUUGGAACAAAGAGAAAAGGCCAAAAACUAGUUGUUUAAAGAAGACCAAGCGUCACACUAACAUUAUCCACGAGCAGGAUCUCAAUACGAAAGUUAAGAAAUUCAACGUACAUGACAUGAAUAAUCUUAUUGACAACAGUAAAAUGAUAUUUGGUUCGUUGAAGAGCAUUUUUACUAUUCCGCUCCCAGAGCGUGGCGUUCCAGAGGGCUCUGAAGACUUGCAAUCAGUUUAUGAGUGUGUUCCUGAGGCUGAUGGGUCGGUAAGAAGUUUUUCACCCAUCAGAGCAAGACCAUUUCUUAGUAAGAGUCUAGAUGGAUCUAAGGACAAGAAUAAGUCUAAAUUUGUGCACAAUGUUGAUGAACAAUUGCGUCGCAAAAAUGAGGAGGAUAUGUUUGCUCCAACUCGGCAAAAUAGUGCCGACGACAAACCAACAAUUGAAGACUCACCCGGACAAGACGAGUCGAUUAAAGAAACACCAGACUCACAAGUGGUUGGCGGAAUGAACCAGUUUCGUAACAAAUUCAUCAUUAAUUGUGAAAGUACUGUGUUCGAGCACACCGGAGUGUCGUAUACUUUUGAGUCGUAUGGUUUAGAUGGCGGCGGCAAUCAAGCCGAUGUCGCUAAUUCCAUUGCAAAUUCAACUCCUUUAGCACAAACUGAUCAGGAGAAAGGUGCUUUUAUGUCGGUGCCAAAUGUGAAGCAGACAUUUGCCAAUAUAUUCCGAACAUUAAAAGAAACAGCGACAUCGCCAACAGCUAAAAAGGAUGACUUCCCCGGUGCAAUGGCGCUACCACGUGCAGAAGUGCCUAAAGAUCAGGAGGCAAUUUUGGUGGAUGCAAAACCAGCCUCCACCUCAACUCCCAGUGAACCAUCAGACUCGAAGUCAAUGACCUCUGAUAUGACGUCGUCAACAUCAUCUUGGCAAAAAACUGGCCGGUGCUCCCCAGUGACUAGUGGUUCCAGCAAUAAAAAUGAAGUUCGAAAUAGUGUGGAGAAGCAGAAUCGACACUUACCCUCGCCAAUGAAGAAGCGAGUUGGUGGAGCAUGUGCCCUCACUACAGUACCGACGCGUUUCGAACAUCCCAACCGCAUGAGUCCGGAUCUAUUUAAUCUAUACACAGGAAGUCGUGGUGGUUGUGGUCGUGAUUCGAAGAGCACAAUUCUGAGUGAAGAAUUUGAUGACAUUUUGACCAUAACUACCGACACCGAUAAGAACGAAAGUGACAUAGUGAUAGUUGACUACCCAGAGGCUUCAUCAUCAAGUGAAUAUACGCCACCAAAUAUGCAAAACAACAAUCUACUAAAACCUCAGACCAAAACCAGUUUAAUCAAUCGAUUCCUGAGGAAUGUUACUCAGAAGAAAAUAAUCGAGACAACCAUAAGAAAGAACAAUUUCUUUGCUGGCAAAAUUAAGAAUGAACAAAAAUUAUUUUCGGGAAAUCUUUAUGUUAAAGGAGUCAAGCCUAAGAAUAUCGAUUUAAUUGAGGAUCUUAAUGCAGAGAUAGCCAUGGAAAUUGAAAUGUCUGCUGCGAAUUCACCACGACGUGAAUUAGUUGGCAUAGAGGCUGGUCUCCCAGGAGAUAUCUCUCGCUUUGAAUUAGGAAUAGGUGAGAUUUCUAUCGAUAUAUUCAAUGGAAAUUAUUUGCACAUCCUAAGAAAUGAUAGUGAAACCUUAAUGAAAGUUUUCAAGUUAUACACUGGUUACAGCAGGGAAGGUUUUAUGACGCCAGUGUUGGUGUUUUUGACUGAUAAGACUUUGUAUGUGGCCGAUUUGGUGAGAAACAGAUUGUGUAGUAAAUUCGUUUUACCCUAUUCCGAGUUGGAUGUUAUAUUGAUGGGCCCAUAUGGCAACACUGUUUUGUUGAGCAACUGUGAUCGCGACAUGCAACAAGUUCUUUUGGCUGGCGGUCCAUAUCCCGCAGAUGGUUUAGUUGCAAAUUUAGAACUAUGUGCCCGUCGUGGUGGAUCUAUUCUUCCAGCUGUUGGGCAACUCACCCUGCAGCAUCUAUCGCCUCUACAAGCAUUCGUACGGGAAAAUUCCUCAGUAACAAAAGAUGACAUCUGGAUGUAUUAUGCAGUUAUAAAUAUUCCAGCUGGUACAUUAGGUAUUGAAGAGGAGCCACUUGGGCCUCAUGUAAAAGGAUUCCUUAUGCAUAGGCGUAUAAGAGAACAUGCUGUAAAUUCAAGAGAAUCAUGGCAUCCUGGUUAUUUCUUGCUUAAAGCUGGAGUUUUGUACAUGUUCCAUGAUUCAACUCAAAAACUACCAACAUGGGCCAUGGCCCUAGCCGAAUGUCAAGGUGCUCGGCGUUCCUUGAAGGCAGGUCGUCCACAUUGUUUUGAAAUUCUUCUUAGAAAUCAAUUACUUCAGUUGGCUGCUCCUGACGAGUAUGUGGCAUCGGAAUGGCUGCAAGCUCUACUGCAAUCAGCCAGUGGGGUGGGUCUCUUUGAAAUGCAGGAAAAACACAAGACAUUGGGUUGUUCUUUGAUAGUGACACAAAAUCAUUUGAUAACUCUGCGAGAAGACUUCUCUGCCCCAUUGCGACAGAUAAACAAGAGUCCCAACAAAAGUAACACACAACAAAACGAUAGAAAAACUUCACCCUUCAAAGAACUAUUUGAAGCCAAUGUUAAUGACACAAGUAGUAUUAUAAGCUCUGAUAUGAGUACACCAACCAGAAAUACAGGCCGCUCAAAUUCUUCACUUAACUCGACUCCAACUCGGUUGUCUCAAGCAUCACAAUCAACAAUAACAACAUCAACUACAAAUUCAAAACACCACAGGCAAAGCUUAGAAGAACAUAGUUCAACAAAUAUGAGCAGUGUCUAUGGAAAGAAUUCUGGCAUUGAAAUACUCACGUGUGCUGAUAUUAAGGAAAUGACUGGCAUAAAAAUUCCAUCACAUAAUGAUACAUGGUGGUGUGUUCUGGAGUUCUCGUGUCAAGAGGUUCGAGAGAGUUCAGAUGAUUUGGUUAUAUUUUUUGCAAGUAGUUCUGAAAUGCAAAGAUUUUUGCGAAUGUUGGAACAGUUGUGGCAAGCUAAAAAUAAUGAUUUAUUUCCCAUAACUGUUCUGGAUGAAGACGAUACCAUAUCUGAGCAGUGUACGGCUCUGUACAUGGACAUCCAACGCUCAUGGGAACCUCUUCUAUCCGCAGCCCUUGGUUACCCAUUGUAAGAAAUCAGAAUGUACGCAUAAGUGCUAUAAAUUAAUGAUUGGUGGCUAUUUUUCCAUAUUUUUGCUACAAAAGCACAUACAUACAUAAUAAUAUACAUUUAAUAAUGAUCUAAAUUAGAAUUAUUCUUCUCUCUAAAACAAAAAACUAUGAUACAUACAUAUAAAACUAUUAUGUAAUAUUUAAUUACUCUAUAUUUAUUGGGCUUCAAUAGCGAGCAGUUUUUGUUUUUAAAUUAAUUUAAAUAAUAUUGUUAAUCAUGGAUUAUGUAGUUUUAUAGAACGAGGUUAAUUUAUUUCCCUUGGUUAAACGUUUUGUGAUAUUUACUUUAUUUUUUCGCUCUCUAUUGAAUUUUUUUUUUUUAACUUUGAAAAAAAGAAAAAAUGUGAUUAUAAAAAUAUUAUUUAUUAUUUUACAAAGUAAGACAAAACAAAUACUUUCCAACAAUGUCUGGUACAUUUUUAUUGAAAGUUAUAUAUUCCUCGUUUUGAUAACAAUGAUAAUUUUAUUUUGUACUUUUUUUAUGAUAAAAGAAAACAACUCAUUUCAAUAUAUAAAAAUAUUUAUAUUGUUAUUUUGAUGUUUUAUUUAUUUAUUUGUUUGAAUGAAUGUUGAAUGAAAAAAGUUGCUUCUAAAAGUGUGUUGUAAAAAAACGAGUGUUUUUUUCUUGUAUUAUUAUUUUUUGUAUUAAAUGAAAUGUUUAUUAAUUUAAUAUUCAAAAGCAAAAAUGUAGUUUUAUUUUAACAUUCCUUUUAAUACGUUUCUUAAAUAGAAAAAACACGUUUGUACAAAAAGCACAAACCCAUUAUUUAUGUUUUUUAAUUUUAAAUUUGAAUUUAUGAAUGUUUGUAUAUUUUAUGGACUUUGGAACAUUAUUGAAUUUUGUAUAGAUUUUUAAGAAUGUGCAAGAAGUUUAUUAUCAAAUACAUAAUUAAAAUCAAACAUAUAAUUGUAAUGGACUUGAAAACAAUAACGAACGGAACAAUAUAUUAUUAUUACUCAUAUAAAAUAACAAUACAUAAUUCCCAUGCAAACAAAGUAUUAACAAUGGAAGAAUAAAUGUUUUGUGAUUUUUUUUUUACAAAAGUUUAUACAAAGAAGUUAAAGCUGAUAAGUGGAGUGGAUUGAUUUAAAUGUGAACUAAUAAGAAAAUACAGCCAACAUUAUAACAUAACAUAUUCUGAUGCAUGCUACCUAUUUGAUAUUGGAAUCUUAUUUUUUAUUGGAAGGUAUUUAUUAAUUUAAUUGACAGUCUGAGGUGAUAAUAUUUUCAAUUGGGAAUUUUAUUUCUUAAUAUAAUUUUCUUGCCUUCUAUUGCGGUAUAUUCAUUUGUUCUUAUGGGUGCUCUUUCCAUAAAAAUUGUACUUGAGUAGUUCUUUGAAAAUGUACAUAUUGUUUGUCAAAGUUCGUUGAGAUGUCGACGUUCUAUUCAAAUUUGACUUCAAUAUCUUUGGCAAUUCACAAAAGAUACGAUACGAAAAUUUCAUAAUAUAAAGUUCUUUGGAAUUUGUCAUACAAAUAAAUUUAAUACGAAAUUGCUAAGGCCCAAUAAUAGGACCUGUCGGAAAUCUUCAGGGAAGUCUUGUAUCUUUAACUGAUACCAAUAAACUGUAAGCUUUACUUUUGAGUACAGUUGACGUAGUCAGUUUUCGGAAGAUAACAUUGGGCAGGUUCAGACAACAUAAGAGACUUCAUUUGUAGUCAACUUUAUUAUAUUAUGUGAAUUUUGACGAGAAGGCAACUAGUUAGUUUGUCAAGUGUCAUGAAUUUAAAAUUCAGAACUUUAUUUCACAAACCUCUACUUUAUGUUUAUAGUACAAAAACUACCAAAAGCAUUAUUGUCUACAAAGCACGCCUCAGACAAUCUGCAACUCUAUCACGACUUGUAUUUGUGCUGUAAAGAAAUUUACUUAUUUAUUUUGCAGAAAAUAAAUAAAUCGUUGAUGGAAGUGACCUUUUCAAAGUGAUGCAAAUAUUAAUAACGGGCUUAAGGUCAAUGAAAAAACAAUUAUUUAUGUUGUCACGACGUUUCGUUUAUGUCUAUGAAUAUCAUCAGGUGUGGCAAUUAAUCUAUAUUUGCAUUAAUAAAUUGGUUACAAUUUGAUAACAUUAAAAAACUAUGAAAACUUACUCUUGUUACAUGGAUAUUGCACUUAAAUAAAUCAUAGAGUAAUAAAGUUCGGCUUUCAGUUGAAUGAAAAGACAUGGUCAACUAUCAUUUUGACAAAAGUAGACUUGACUUCAUAGUUAGCGAUUGUCUUGACUAACUUUCCAGUCAAAUUUCCAUUAAAGUUGACUUAAUUGGAAGGCAAUUUUUUGGACAGCUGGCCAAUCAGAUAUUAGAAACUUGCUUUACUUAAGUCCCUUAUGUCGUUUAAACCUGCCCAUUUAUUAAAACUUUGAAUUAUUUGACAGCAUUUCAAAUGUUAUAAACGUUUGUAAGUUACAUUUUUUUUUGUUUAAAGAAAAAAAAAAGAACAGUACAUGAGUUUUUAAUGAGUUAAUGAGAAUACCAAAAAGGUCUCUUCGAUUAUGGAAUCUAAACUAGAUUCACAGAGCAGUGCUUCUUACUUUCCUUUAAGAUAAAAGAGUUUCGAAGGCGACAUAGACAAUUGUCCGUAUUAUUUUUUAAUACAUGACUUUGUUCCUGAGAGAUGAGAGUUAUCCUUAUCCGGAAAGAAACUAAAUAUUGAUUAAUCUUCGACCAAGACUAGAAUUAAAAUUAAUGCAGUUAUUCUUACUCAUAUAUGUAUUUCGUUCGUUGCUUGCCUAUGUUUCUUCAAAAAGUGCACGUCUUCCUAUGUAGGGGUUUAGGUUUUUUACAGAAAGCUAAAGAAUGUUUUAGUUUAAAGUUAAGUUUAUUAUGAUUCCCAAUAAUCGAUUAUUUAUUUUUUAUCAAAAGAAAUAUGAACGAAUUUUUGUUUAAUACUGUCGCAUACCUACAAGCUACGCAAAACUUAACUUCUUGAGAAAAAAAUGGGGUUUAUUAUAUUAUUAUUAUCUACUUUACCAAAGAUUUAAAUUUAAGAUAUAUUCCAAUUAAUAAACCAAGGAUUUAUUUUUAGCUAAGUAUUAUGAAGGAACAUCAAGAUAUAACAGAAAUACAUUUUUAAAAUAUAUUUAGUUAGAUU
This is a messenger RNA of Eupeodes corollae, 7626 nucleotides long. RefSeq lists its product as uncharacterized. Gene Ontology annotation, biological process: regulation of protein localization; Golgi organization; lysosome localization. Gene Ontology annotation, molecular function: kinesin binding. The transcript is spliced from 9 exons. The record is from RefSeq and is a predicted model, not a curated record. NCBI's taxonomy places the organism in Eukaryota, Metazoa, Arthropoda, Insecta, Diptera, Syrphidae. Gene Ontology annotation, cellular component: endosome membrane. The coding region runs from base 262 to 4497 and encodes 1411 amino acids.